Messenger RNA from Puccinia triticina, 1038 nucleotides. RefSeq lists its product as uncharacterized. NCBI's taxonomy places the organism in Eukaryota, Fungi, Basidiomycota, Pucciniomycetes, Pucciniales, Pucciniaceae. The coding region runs from base 1 to 1038 and encodes 345 amino acids. The transcript is spliced from 2 exons. The record is from RefSeq and is a predicted model, not a curated record.
AUGGUAGGGCCGCCGAGCCGGAGGACUUCCUCGGAGCGGCCUGUCGACUGUCGUCGUGUCUCAGCCAGACCUCAAGGACAACCGAGUCGAACCAACCUACUAGGAUUACUACUUGACACCAGCCUGGCCAACGCAUACAACCCCCUCGGAACAAGCACAGCUUCAACUCACUCCUGCUGCUACGAAGAGGAUUCUACGACUCCAACACAAAAACGAAAAAUGCCUGCAGACCUGAGAAAACGAAAGCCCGAGUCAGGCGCCCUACCGAGCACGGUCUCGAAUCCUAGGCCGAAGCCGAACGAAGUUGGCCAUGCGGCGUCGAACCGCCAGAAACCGACGAUAGCACCGACGGUCUUCAUGCUGCUAAUCGUCGGAUUGAUGUUCGCGCUCUUUCCGAUAUUCUACUACACUCAAGUGAUGAUCCCCGAUCCCGAAUCAAAAUCAAUCCUCUCCAACUUCAGGAAUAAAGGCAACAUCAUCCUCAACGCUCUUGGUCACACUUCCUCCGCCGGCGACGGUCGUAUCCCUUUCAAUGCUGAACAUCAGUCUCAGCCUCCAAUCCAACCGGCUUCCCAAACAAAUCAUAACCUCGGAAUGCCUGCACCAACCGAAGAGGCGAGGCAGUCAAACGAGACAGGAACGAUGUCCACAAUCUCAGAUCCUGCAACGACGGCGACGCAGAGCGAGACAGAAGGAGAUAAGGAAACGCUGAGCGCAGAGAAACAGAAGAAGUUAGAUGAAGAGCUUGGAUUGUUUUGGGAAGCCUCUAGCCGAUACCGACGAGAAGCGCAGAAACAGAAAGCGGGGCAAUAUUCCUUACAGGGCGAUGGAACGUCGGCAUCCAAAGGGGGAUCAACCAAAGAAGAAGAACAGCCACCCUUGCUCGACCUGUUGCCCGAUGCCGAUCCGGAUGCUAAAGAAGGCCUCACCCCUGAAUUCUGGGACGCUAUCAAGGACCAGUUUAGUGCUGAUGACUUGACUGUAGUCCUCAACGAUAUGCGUCGUACCGAACAAACUGCUGAAGCUAAAACCCAUUGA